Molecule: messenger RNA, 951 nt
Organism: Adineta ricciae
Lineage: Eukaryota; Metazoa; Rotifera; Eurotatoria; Adinetida; Adinetidae
Source: the annotation of a GenBank genome assembly
AUGACUGAUGCAACAGAAGACGAUUUCUGCAUCUUCUUCCUCGAUGCUAUUCGUUAUUUGCUGACAGUUCUUGGUGAUCAACACAAAGAAUGGGUUUUAUUUCAACAUGGUUCAUUAUAUUUCCAAAUCAUGCCAAACAAUCAACCAACAAAGCCAGAUAAAUUAAUUCAGACAGCGAAAAAUAGUUUAUCGAAAUAUGUAUAUUCGACUGAAUCAUCUGUUGGUGAUGCUGUUGCUGCUGAAUUUCAGUAUAAGAAUCACAAAAACUACUUCAUUUACACAGCAACAUUCGAUGGCUUAGUUUUCAUCCACCCAUCAAAACAAAUUACGGAUGAAACCAUGGCAAUUGCGCAUGGUCGAUAUAAUAUCAAAAGAGAUAAAGAGAAUCAGAAGGUUAUUACUACUGGAAGUACGCAAUUAAGUGAAGCAGAAUUUUCGAAAUUAAGAGAAGAUUUGAAUUCGAAGUACAACAAGGCAGUUGACUUGAAGUCAAGCAGAAAUUUUUAUUUGGAUGUCACCCGAUUAAAACUUUUGAGUAAAAGUGAUGCAUCUGUUCGAUUUUUACUCGAAAAAUCCCCAUUUUCUGAUGACGACGAUGACGACGAUGAGCCAGAUGAGACAGAAAAUUAUACAAUUGUUGGACAAAUAUUUCCUACUUCGGAAAUCUUUGAAAAAAGUACGGUUAGAAUACAAUUACAAUUGGGUAAAACUUAUCCGAUUAAUCUACCAAGGGUACACUUUUUAACUCCUAUCAAUCAUCCAAGUGUUAACGAAAAUGGGGAACUCGAUCAUGAAUUAUUGAAGUGUAAAACCAAAUGGACAUUGAACACAUCUUUAGUCGAUCUUAUCAAAGUUAUCGUAGAUUGUCUUGAUCAUCAUGAUAAGAAAAUGAGCAAAAAUCCAAUCGCAAGAAUAAAAACAAAAGUUUCUAAUCUAUUUAAUGCUAAAUAA